AUGGCAGGCCAAAACCGCAACUAUGACUUUCUCAUCAAGCUCCUUCUGAUCGGUGACUCGGGUGUUGGAAAAUCAUGCUGUCUGCUACGAUUCAGCGAGGACAGCUUCACCCCCUCGUUUAUCACCACCAUCGGCAUUGACUUCAAGAUCCGCACCAUCGAGCUCGACGGCAAGCGCGUCAAGCUGCAGAUCUGGGAUACCGCAGGCCAAGAGCGCUUCCGCACUAUCACCACCGCCUACUACCGUGGAGCCAUGGGUAUCCUGCUUGUCUACGACGUGACGGACGAGAAGAGCUUCAAUAACAUCCGCACUUGGUUCUCAAACGUCGAACAACACGCCAGCGAAGGCGUCAACAAGAUCCUUAUCGGAAACAAGUGUGAUUGGGAAGAGAAGCGCGUCGUCAGCACCGCCCAAGGCCAAGCCCUGGCCGACGAACUCGGCAUCCCCUUCAUCGAGGUCUCGGCAAAGUCAAACAUCAAUGUCGAAAAGGCCUUCUUCUCCCUCGCCUCGGAUAUCAAGAAACGCAUCAUUGACUCCAGCGGUGGUGGUCAACAGGGUGCCCAACAAGGUGCCAGCCAGGUUGAUGUUGGUCAGGGCCAAGGUGUUGCAGGAGGUAUGGGAAAGAACUGCUGUUAG
This is a messenger RNA of Aureobasidium pullulans EXF-150, 636 nucleotides long. RefSeq names its product ras-domain-containing protein. The coding region runs from base 1 to 636 and encodes 211 amino acids. NCBI's taxonomy places the organism in Eukaryota, Fungi, Ascomycota, Dothideomycetes, Dothideales, Saccotheciaceae. Gene Ontology annotation, cellular component: plasma membrane; endosome. Gene Ontology annotation, molecular function: GTPase activity; GTP binding. Gene Ontology annotation, biological process: regulation of exocytosis; protein localization to plasma membrane; protein secretion. The transcript has 3 exons. The record is from RefSeq and is a predicted model, not a curated record.